Molecule: messenger RNA, 4146 nt
Organism: Symbiodinium necroappetens
Lineage: Eukaryota; Dinophyceae; Suessiales; Symbiodiniaceae
Source: the annotation of a GenBank genome assembly
AUGAUGCCGUUGGCGGUUAGCCUUGGCAUCUCGGAGCAUGGAGGCAUGCCUGUCCAGCAGUUGCCAUCCAACCUCGUUCUGAAAUUCUCGCAUUGCAAGAACGUUCGGGUGUCCAGUCUGCGUCACAGUGCGUCCACCGUCCAGUCUGCAUGGCAGCACUCCACUGAUGCCAUGGUCGGGGCCCCACCGCCCAAGGAGCACAACACCAGCAAAGUUCCAGCCUGGGAGGAUGCACAGGAGUUGGUUGCACUCGACCGCCUGCGGUUUCAGCAUUUGCACCGAGUGCUCUAUGCCCACAGGCAGCGAGUCGAAAAUGCAAACUCCUAUUAUGAUGUCUUCGAGACGGAAAGGCAGACCGGCGUGUUGCUCGCCCGCUCAGAGGCCAUGCGGAUCUCCAGGGCAAGGCGGAAGGAAGAGGAAACCGACAGUCUCAAUCGCGACAAUCAGCGAUUGGUCGAACGGCUGGGUGCUGUGAUGCGUGAGUCCGAGGGCCGACGGCGACAAAUACUGGCGCCCAAGCCGCCGAGCUCUGCCCCAGCAGGUUCCUUGAACUUGACGUUGCGGCGCAAGGCUGCCCGACAAAUUGACAAGGACAACAAAGUCCUUCUAGACAGACUGGUUCGCAUUGGGCCAACAGUCAGCGGGCGUGCCGAACUUGCAUCUCGAUAUGAGGUCUACACAACGCUGGUGAAUAGGCACUCCAGGCUUCGACGCACAGUCAGCAAGGCAGACGUUUUCAGGACACCGCCGCCGCCCAUCAGGCAGCCUCGCUUUCGAAAGCCAAAGCGAGCUACAGCAGAGGCGCCUCUUCUACCCCUUCCAGCCGUCGUCAAAUCCGCCAAGGAGGAGCCAGCUCCUGAUGCACGGCCGGAAACUCCGGAGCCGCUGCACAGCGCGCGGAAGGCGGCGCAGAAAGAAGUGGAACUCGUGGGUCAGCAUGUGUUGAACAAGCUUGCUCCCGAAGAUCUGGAUGGCAAUGCUGAUGCUUCAGGUACCCAGAAGACGCGCGCAGAUACGGUGGGAAGCGGCACAUACUCUGAGUAUGACUUCGACAGCGAGGACGCGGAUGCCCGGAGCGGAACACCGGAGCCAAAGCGAUCUGCCAAGCAGGCGGCCCAGAACGAGCUGGAGCUGGUCGAGAAGAAGGUGCUUCAAAAGAUCCACUCGGAAGGAGCUGUCGGCGAGGUCGUCGCAAGCGGUGCAGCCGCAGCCGACGCCGCCGCCGCAGAUCCAGGCGCAUCAUUCAAUGCUGGCGGAACAUACUCAGACUUCGAAGGAAGCGAUGGCGAGGCGCGAGCCGCCGCAGAAUCGCAGGGAGAGGACUCUGAGUAUGAGGAUGAUUGCGAAGCGGAGGAUGCCUACAGUGAUACUUUCGAGGUUGAAGAUGCAGAUGAAGAGGCUGAAGAGGCUGAGAGUGAGGCUAACAGCCCCCCCGGCAACAUUGCCGGUAACAUCAUCGGCAACAUCGUUGGCAGCGUUUCAGCCACAGCCGAUCCCCAAGAGAGAGGCGCCGCAACAGGCCACGCGAUCAGCGAGCCUUCGGACUCCGCCAGCCGGUACUCGGAGCCGGAAGAGGCUCCGAUUGCCGAGGCCGAGGAGCCCGAGUCCGAAUACUCGGAAAAUCUCGAGGCAGAGGUCUCCGAGUCCGACAGGGACAGCCCGGACAGGCAGGAUGGAGACGGUCGCUACUACACCCCCAGCGACGCAUCUGAUCCGGAUGCUGGCGUCGAUGCGCGUCAGAGCUCCAUCGCUAGUUAUGACGACGACGGCAUUCUCGAGGAGGACUCAGGUGAGUCCCUGCAUCCACCAGGCGUUCACCUGGGUAGCAGAUCCUGCUCUCCACAGUUCGUUUGCAUGGUCUCUGCGCGCCAAUUUCUACUGGGUGCCCUGUUGGCAUUGGGGCUGUCAACCAGUGCAGAAGAUCCUGGCUUGUUGGCAGAGGUCGCGCGUCUCAAAGCCGAAGUCGAGCGCCUCAAGGCUACACAAGCUCCAAAUCCUCCGCAACAGUUCGGGUAUGGCCAGGCUGGCCAGGCAUACGGACACCAGGCCGCAGGGACCGGUCAACCCACACCGGUCCACCCGGGCUUCCAGGGCCCAGGGCCCUAUGGCCAAGGCGGUGCGUACAGCUUCGGGCAGCCUCAGCAAGCCCACGGAGCCUCGUAUGGCCAGCAGCCCGGCUACGGCCAGGCAUACAGUCAGCAGGCAUACGGCCAACAACCGGCAUACAGCCAGCAGCAGGCCUACAGCCAGCAGCAGGCAUACAGCCCGCAGCAGGCUUACAGCCAGCAGGCCUACGGCCAGCAGGCCUACGGCCAGCAGCCGGCAUAUGGCCAGCCAGCGCAGUACCAGGCACAAGGCUAUGCGGGGCAGAAUUACGGAACUUGUGGCGUUUUCGGCUCCAAGGAGCAGAUCCCGGAAGGCACUCCGGCAGUCGUUCGGAAGCCUUGGCACAUCCCCAUCUGCCACUUUGACGACAUCUCCAGGCACAGUGCGCUUCAGAAGCUCGCCCUUCUAGAGCAGGACCCUGUCGAGGCAUCGUAUCAGAUUCACGAGGCAUGGGAAGAGAACCCGGGAUUGUUUGAUGCAUGCCCGGCUGGGGUGGUGACAGCUUUAGUAUAUCUUUCCAUAGCUCAGGACAGAGACUGGAAGUACCGACUUCUUCACCGAGCCACCUACAUGCUCUAUGCAACGCCCGGGCUCAUGUCCAAGAUGGAGUCCGGCCGCUGGCCGAUGUCGGAUAGGCUGAUUAGAACCAUGUACCACAACUCCGAAGUUCUGGGUAAGCAGCCCUUAAAACUGGCUGAAGUUGAGGUGCAGCCUGGUCAAACAGCAGCCUCUCCGGCAGAUACUGGUAUGGGCGAGGCCGUGGACCUCGGGAUGAGACAUCGGGACUCCGUGGCGGUUCAUUUCACCACCGUCCUGUUCUAUCAUUUCUACCAUCAGGAGCGAUCCCCAUGUGCGUGCCGCACGCGCUCUUGGUGUUUGCCGUUCUGGACGAGGUAUGUGACCAACAGCUCAGUCGAUGUGUGGCUCGCGGCCCGUGAUGAGCAGAAGACGCUCUAUCGGAUGGACCGCAGCGGAUGCCUUCGCAACUCUGGGCACAGUUUGGCAUCAAAUUACUUUGCGGAGCCCAUUGACCUGAUGUUUGUCUUCGAAAUCAACGCUUUGAUGCAUCCCAUGACGCGGGUGAUGCCGGCACGCCGGGUUCUGCUAUACCCGACGUACGAUUUGUCAGAUGAUCAAAUCUCGAAUUUCGAGGACCUUGGCGUUUCUGUGCUGCCAGAUGAUGCCAUCCUGAAGCCGCCGAAUCCAUCGUUUAGAAAGACGCUGGAUGAGGCCAUUAUGCAGAGACAGAGGCGCCUUCAGAGACCCAAGGACAAGUUGCUGAUUUUCCCCGCAGAUAUCCGGCCGAUCAAGAGGCAGCUGGACUUCCUCUCGGGGCUGCUCUUCGAAGGGGCCAGGAAGCCAUCCGCCGUCCAGCGCCUGCGCGGGCUCACGAUCGUCGUGGCCGGCGGCUGCGACGGGAACCAGACCUACUGCAAUGAGGUCGUGACGCUGACGCAGAAGAUCAAUGCGGAGAAGCUGCUCAACGUCGUCGUGGCGGACCAGCUAAAGGACGAGGAGCUUGCACAGCUUUUCACGGCUUCCUUGGGAAUUGUCAUGCAUUCGGUGAUUGACUGCAACCCUCGAGUGAUCUACGAGGGGCUGGUCACCGACACCCCCUUCUACGUCACAGAGUCCACCCGCUUGCCGCCUUUGGUCCAACACCUCGGUCACGUCACAGACGGAGACCCAGCAAUGGUUGCCGAGCGGUUGGCAGACUUUGUUGAGCUUUGCGAGGCUGGCGGCUUUACAGGCCGUCCAAGAGAGUUUGCUCGUAGGCACUUGACCGAGGCUGAUAUCUACAGGAAAAUGGUAGAGUGGAUGGAUCAGAAGUAUCUGAGUGGCGUAGAGUCUCAGCCCAUCAUCCGCGGGGAGGAAGCUCUCGACAGCUUCGGCGGUGGCCUGGGCAACAUCCUGGGAGGAGCUGGCCUCGGGGGUCUUGGCGGCCUUGGGGCGAUGGGAGGUGGGACUGCCGCGAAAGGUGGAGCAUUCGGAGGUGCUGCCGGCGCAGGCUUCUCCAUCAAGGAGCCAGUGCGGCGGUAG